CUGCACACACACACACACACACACACACACACACACACACACACACACACACACACACACACACACACACACACACACACACACACACACACACACACACACACACACACUCAGACACUCACUCACGCAGAUGCGCGCGCGUACAUCCAUGACACACACAGGCACGCGCUUUCACUGUGGGACUUUCUCGCGUUACCUUCGCUACGAGCCUUCAGGACAUUGGACAGCUCUGUGAUCAUGCAUCUACAGAUUGAUCUAAAUUCAAUAUGCUUCGUAUUUUAAUAUCGAUCGAACAUCUACAUCUGAAGGAGGCUGCGUAGCGUGGGCGUCUAUACAUCCGAACGGAUUCGUUAUCUAGCAGCCUGCUUCUCUAUUCCUCUAUCCUCGCUUCCUUGUCAUACUGUCAUGGUCAAUUUGCUUUGCCUCUGCUGCGGCGAAAUCCCACAACCCCGCCCCCCCCAGUCCUCCCAGUCGGGAGCACCGCGGGAUCCCCGGUUCCCGAUUAUGCAGCAGCUUGGCUCGGGCCCAGCGGCUCUGGGGCGGAGAAGGGAGCAAGAGGAAGCAAAGAAGGAGAGGCUCAUCCCAAAGCAGGCUAAUAAACGCGAGUGAUAGGGGCUCGGCGAUGAGUGAAGUGCAGCAUGUUUUCCCCCGAUGCAGACAGUGAGACCACUGCGGAAGGAACAGCGGCCAGUAGACCGAACGAUGAGGAGGAUGAGGGGGAAGAGGAGGAAUCACCGGUUAACAUUGAAGUCCCAGAGGAGCAACACCCCGUCAAGCAGUCCCUGGGCGCGUGCGUGUGCCGGGAGUCCCACUGGCGCUGCCUGCUGCUCUCCCUGCUCAUGUACGGCUGCCUGGGCGCUGUGGCCUGGUGCCAGCUGGCCCGCAUCACCAAGAUCAGCUUCAACUCGGCGCUCACCUCCUCCUUCGCCUCCCCCAUCACCUCCUCUCUGCGGGGCGGAGCCUCCGGCGUGGGCAUAGGGGGAGGAGGAGGAGGAGGAGGAGGAGGGGGGCACUCCAUGAUCUACCACGACAGCCCCUGCGCCGACGGCUACCUCUACAUCCCCCUGGCCUUCCUCAGCAUGCUGUACGUGGUGUACCUGCUGGAGUGCUGGCACUGCCGCGCCCGCAGCGACCUGCAGUCGCGGGCCGACGUGGACGGCGUGUACGAGCGCGUGCUGCGGAUGCGGGCGGCGCGGCCCUGCGUCUGGUGGAAGGCCAUCAGCUACCACUUUGUGCGGCGCACGCGGCAGGUGACGCGCUACCGCAACGGCGACGCCUACACCACCACGCAGGUGUACCACGAGCGCGUCAACACGCACGUGGCCGAGGGCGAGUUCGACUACGGCCGCUGCGGCAUGCGGGACGUGUCGUGCGACCUGCGCGGCCUGGAGCGCCACCCCGCCACCCGCCUGCGCUUCACCAAGUGCUUCAGCUUCGCCGGCGCCGGGCCCGAGAACUCCUACCUCAACCAGCGCUCCCGCUUCUUCUCGGAGAUCGAGGGCAUGGACGACUACAUGGAGGCCCGCGAGGGCAUGCAGCUGAAGAACGUGGACUUUAAGGAGCACCUGAUCGCCUACCUGGACCCCGAGCGCCCGCCCUGGUACACCUCCCAGCUGGCCUUCUGGCUCGCCGCCCUGCUGAUGCUGUCCUGGCCGCUGAGGGUGCUGAUGGAGUACCGGACCUCCUACGUCCACUACCGCAUCGAGAAGCUGUUCGGCCUGGAGUACAGCUACAGCAGCCCCUCCCCCGACGACGAGGACGUCCCGGCCCGGCCCGGGGGCGCCGGCUGCGGCAUCCCCCGCGUGGACACCUGCGACAGCACGGAGCUGGAGUGGCACAUCCGUUCCAACCACCAGAUCAUCCCCAGCUACUCCGAGGCCGUGCUGUUCGACCCCGAGGCCGCGGACCCCGGGGCGCCGUGCGGGGCGGGCGACACCCCCGUCGGGGACCCCGACGACGACACGCCCUCCGCCAACCGCCACCUGUUGGACGGCGCGGGCCGGCAGCCCGCCGCCGCCGCCCCGGGGGGCUACGGCGCCCUGCUGAGCGCGGAGGACUGCGAGCGCUGCUCCCAGCGGCAGAGCCGGCACGGGGGGGCGGGUGAGGCGGGGGGGCGGCGGCGGACCCUCACCAGCUCCAGCUGCUCCUCCCUCUUCUCGUGCCGCGGGGGCCUGCUGCACUCGCGCCUCUCGCUGGACACGUCGCGCUUCUCGCUGUGCCGCAUGUACGGCUCGCGCCGCACGGUGGGGCUGUGGCGGAGCCGCAGCAGCACGCUGACCGACCGCUUCUGCGCCGACCGCCGCUGCUGCCGCUCGGACUCCAGCCGGCUGGCGCUCAACGAGAGCCCGCCCACGUACCGGGACGCACGCUUCUUCCCAGUGCUCAUCGUGCACCGGCAGGAGGGCCGCGGCGGCGAGGAAGACCGCGACGUGCGGCGCUACUUUGUGCGACGCGGCUCCUGCUGUGUGGAGACCUCGCUGUGAGGGUCCCGCUGCGUUGAGACCUCGCUGUGGGGGUCCCGCAGGCCGACCUGGGGAAUGCUUAGGGGCCGUGGGGAUGAGUUGUGGGAUGCAGGUUAACCUAGGGAUCGGUUAGGGACCGUGGCUAUUUGUUACACGCACGGAAUUACAUGGGAAAAUAUUUUAUAAGUUUGAAAUUCUGAUGUGUUUCUAUUGUAAUAUAUACAGUAAUCAAUAUUCUGUUUCCUUCAUGUGGAUUCCUCCAGGUUGGGGUUAGUAUGGUAUCUAUGUAUGGUGUAAAAGUGCAUUGUAACAUCCUAUCAUGUAACAAAGUCAUAUUCACCCUCUGACAGCAUUUUCAGGAAGCAAGCAUUCAGGAAGGUUCUCUGAUUUCACGGCCAAUGAAAUGAGAGCAAUGCUGAGCUCAUAGCUGCUUUCACGGCUCAUAACCAUGGUGGGGGAGAUAACCACAGAACGUGUUAUUCUGAUGUGCUACAUGUGUGUUUGUGUGGAGGAACUUAGAAGAAGGGGGGGCAUGUUGAGGGCCCUGCAGGAGGAACUGGGUGUGCAUGCUGUUGUUACCAAAGAUCCUGUCUGUCAGUCAAGCGGAGGACGAUAGAUUGAGACCAAAGGCCUUCAGGUUGAUGGAAGUUUACUGUCUUCCCUCCCCCCCAUGCAUUUGUUUGGGUAAUAUAUAUGUAAUAAAGAUGAACAUGUCUUGCCAGAAUGAAUGCUAUUCAAAAGAUGGCUCAUGAAUAAGGACUUUACAUAAAAUAUUUAUUUAAUUUCAUUGUAGUAUUUUUUGCAUUUCCAGAAAUGUGCUGAGUGGGAAGGAGGAAAACGAGGUGAAUCCCACGUGCAUCCAUUCAUUCAGCUUAAUGCUCUUUGUAUUGCGCUCAAUGUGGUUCACAUUCUUCCACAACCACACACACGCAUAAAGCCUAUUCAGAAUCACGAUGGGAGGCUGGUGCAUGAUAAAGGAAACAUAAAGGCUUAAUAUUCAGCCAAUUCAGCUGUAAAAUGACAAACGACUUGUUAGCAAUGCCCACAAUUUGUAUGGAGACUUAACAUGUUGCCGAAGUAAUAAUAAAAACAAAAUGAAAACAAUGUACAAAAUAAUCACAAUAAUUGAUUGUGUGUGUGUGUGUGUGUGUGUGUGUGUGUGUGUGUGUGUGUGUGUGUGUGUGUGUGUGUGUGUGUGUGUGUGUGUGUGUGUGUGUGU
Messenger RNA from Gadus macrocephalus (Pacific cod), 3681 nucleotides. Its product is annotated as transmembrane protein 151B. Lineage: Eukaryota; Metazoa; Chordata; Actinopteri; Gadiformes; Gadidae. The record is from RefSeq and is a predicted model, not a curated record. The transcript is spliced from 2 exons. Bases 639 to 2483 code for a protein of 614 amino acids.